AAUAUUUAACGCGGAGAAAUUUUAUUUUCAUAAAUUAUUAUUAGUGAGAGUUAAACAUUAAUGAUUUUAUGAUAGAUCUUUGUAGAAAAUAGUUUGGGAUUUGUCAUUGGGACGGCCCUGCGCGUGUUUUGUCGAUGCGCGUGACUCGAUUCGGUCUGGAUCGAUGGGGAAAAGACAAGCGACGACUUAGCAGAGCGGGCCGCAGGGUGGGGUAUUUUUGUCGGAAGGGAGGAGUUACUGAGUUAGCUGCUGAGCGGAACGGCUACGGACCACUUUUCAUCCGUGUUCUCGGUUGAAAUUACGACCGACAUACAAAAAAAAGCUCCUCUUUGUUGUCGUCGACGAUCUCGGUGCCGGCGCCGGACAAGAAAAUGGUCAUCAAGGUCUACACGUCCGGGAUUUCCGGAAAUAAAGAAGUCAAAAAGAAACAACAGAGGAUAAUGAUGAUCCUAGAAAGUAAAAAUGUAACCUAUGUGACAGUAGAUAUCACAGAACCAGGAAACGAGGAAGAAAAGAGUUUUAUGCAGGAAAAUGCCAAGCCGAAGGAUUCGUCCAAACACCCGAUCCCACCACAGAUCUUCAACGAUACUGAUUAUUGUGGCGACUAUGACGGAUUUGAUCUAGCGAACGAAAAUGAUGAAUUGGAGACGUUUUUAAAAAUGCCUUUACCUCCUUCACCUCCUGUUGUAAAUGGCAAUCAUGAGCAUUCCACUGAAAAGGAUACAAGUGACUCUCAGGUCAUAGAAAGGCAGGAAGAACUAAUAAAUUCCAUGGUUCCGAAAACAGCAUUAAAAGAAGAACCUGUUAAAGAGCCAACUGAUGUAAACAACAAAAUUGAAGACCUGGAAGAUGAGACUGAAACACAAGCGAAUGAAGAAAUGGAAGCUGAAGAGGAAAAUAACGCCGAGGAUGAAGAUAAAGACAACUCUGAAGAUGUUACAGACGAGGAGUGAAAUUAUGUCCAUACCUACAAAUCUUUUAUUGUGCAAAGAGAUGAGAUGAUUUUUUUUCUUGUUAAAAGCGAGCAAUGCAAUUAAAAUAAAGACACGAGCAAUUAAUAAAUAUAAACAAAUAUUGCCAAUUAUUAUUCUAGCUUUUAAUAUACUGCUAUUUUGAAUACGAUUGUGAUAAUUUAAACAUUUUGGGAUAUGUCCUCUGCCAAAAAAAAAAAAAAAUAAAAUAAAUAAAAAAAAUAAAAUAAAAUAAAAAUCUUUUUAACAUUUAUACCACUUUAAUAGUUUAGAGGCGACAGUGAGUAGUAUUGUUAGAAUGUUUAUCAUAAAUAAUUUAUAUUUAACAAUUAAACAAUUUAAAUUUGUUGAUUUAUAAUUACUCUAUUAAAGACUUCCCAUUAUUUUUUUUCCGCUUUUGUAAAUAGACACCUCUUGUUUAAAUUUUAAAGGAAA
Messenger RNA from Cimex lectularius (bed bug), 1406 nucleotides. RefSeq names its product SH3 domain-binding glutamic acid-rich protein homolog. The record is from RefSeq and is a predicted model, not a curated record. Bases 372 to 953 code for a protein of 193 amino acids. Lineage: Eukaryota; Metazoa; Arthropoda; Insecta; Hemiptera; Cimicidae. The transcript has 7 exons. Gene Ontology annotation, cellular component: cytoplasm.